Xiphophorus maculatus (southern platyfish) is the source of this 3146-nucleotide messenger RNA. Its product is annotated as cysteine-rich venom protein TEL1-like. Gene Ontology annotation, cellular component: extracellular region. NCBI's taxonomy places the organism in Eukaryota, Metazoa, Chordata, Actinopteri, Cyprinodontiformes, Poeciliidae. The transcript has 4 exons. The record is from RefSeq and is a predicted model, not a curated record.
AAUAUUUAAUUUAAGACAAUCAAAGCAUACUUUUACUUGUCUUGUGAGUCCAUUUUUCUUUUGAGAAAGUUUUUAAAACAUGACAUAGAUGCAUAAAUAUAGAGGAAUACAGGAAAUAUAAGGCUUCAGCAUUGAUAAAUGGUAAUAAUAGUCUUUUUUUUUCUUUUUUUACAGAAGCACCUAGACUUAAUAUUAGUAUUCUCUGUAUAACAUUAGGAUUUAUGUUAUACAUGGUCAAAAAGAGAUCUACCUUGUUGGAGAGUCAUGUGCACCAUAAAUAAGCAAACUAGCUAAAAGAUUAGAGUAGGACAGCGGUAGCAGAGCAAGUUUAAAAAUCUUGAUUGAACUCAUGCAACUUUAACUUUAAUCUUUUGAACUUAAGAAAAAUAUAUCCUAAUAUAUAUAGUAGUAACUGAGACAAGGUUUGUAUUUUCAGUAUUUACAGCUUCAUAGUAUUUCAUUAACUAUGAAGCAAAUGCUUGUACUCCAGUUUGAUCAGAACUUUGAUUAGUUCAGUUAAAAACCUUUAUUCCAAAAUAAACAUAGUACAUUUGUCUAAGCAUGCACUCUUUUAUCAGAACAUUUAUUAACAUAAAAAAAUGGAUGAUGGUAAGUCAUAGUGGAUAACUACGGUUUUAGAAAUCUUGAUAUCUUUUUUUAAUCCCUCUCAUAAAUAUUGACUCAUUUGAUCUUGUGAUAUAACAGCCAUACCUCUUCAAAACAAACUUUUUGGACAAUAAUAAUUUAUUGUACAAGCAUGAAAUUAGAAAAUGUGGUCAUGGAUUGAGCAAAAAUUAUGUUGAUAUUGUGUUUGGCUGCAGCCAGUGGCUGUGGGGAGAAUCUCUACAUGGCCAGCUUCAAGAACUCCUAGUCCAACGCCAUCCAGGCCUGGUACAACAAGGUAGCCAACUUCCUCUACGGAGUCGGAUCCAUUAACGGAGGAGUGGUGGGACACUAUACACAGGUUGUUUGGGCCACCUCCAAAAAUACUGGCUGUGCUAUGGCCUACUGCUCCAACUCCACAUACAAAUACUUCUACGUCUGCCACUACUGCCCACAAGGAAACUACAAUUUCACUAAUCCCUACAAGUCAGGAACAUCCUGCAGUGACUGUCCCAGCGCCUGUUACAACAAACUCUGCACCAAACUGUAAUGACUAGCAAAGCAGCCGUCCCAAGACUCAGCAGUGGUGGGGCUGCAGCCACAGCGAUGUGGCCUCCUGGAGUCCCACCUCCUGCAGAUGCACCGAUCAGAUUAUCUUAAAGUCACAGAUGUACUCUGACUCACCCGUCAGUUUCAACAAAGACACUAACUGCAUAAAUCUGUGUUGUUAUUCUGCUGGUUAUUAACCCAGCAUAAAAGGUGAGACCUCUUUGUGCUACAGGCGGAAGCAGAAGAGUCUGGCUUGUAACUCCUGGCUGUUGGAGCUGCUCAGUAAUUAGCAGAGGUCAAAAGGGAAAUGUGCUUUGGCACAGUAACCCUUUGAACAAACAGCCUGCAGGGGCAGGUAUCCUUUGACAAUUUGUGAGGUGCAAACUCACAGAGAGGAAGGAUAGCAGAUAUGACAGGGUUAUUUCACAGAGGUGGGGAGGAAAGAAAAAUAAAGCUGUAUACAGUUUGUUAUCGAGACCACUUGUUACCUCAAAAUGUGUAAAAUAAAUAUCCUUUUCAAAAAUGGAGAAAAAUAAAACUUCUAAUUCAAGCACAUUUAAUUAAUGAAACAAUGCCACUAUUUUGUCUCUUUCAGCAACAAGCAAAUCUCAAGUUUCCUCUCCGCAUUUUAAUUGUUUUCGUUCUCAUUCAUAAAAUAAUCCAUCCAAACUUCAACAUUAUAUUUCCUAUUACCACAUGGUAAAACACACUGCCAUUGUAUUGAAAUUAACCCGCUUUCCAUGCGAUAACAGACGUCUCCCAUUUAAAAAUAAACACUUGCCCUGAGUUUUUGCAGCACCGCCAUGCUUGCCAAAAAAGUCUCUCUUCACCUAUUGCAGUUAAACAUUAUCCAAAUUUCCUGUUUCUGCCUUAAUGAGAACAGCACCUGCUGAGAGUGGACAGAGUAGCCGAGUUGGAGCAGAGGGGAGAUAAGGCGGAUGAGUUUUUUCGUCUGCCAGCGGGUCCGGCGAUAGCAAAGGUCCUCUGGUUUGGUCGGUCUCGAUAAGGCCAGUCUUGCCAUCCUGUGGGGCUUAUCAUGUGCAGCAGCAAGCCUCAACAGUUAGUCCCAGAGCCAGAAACUGUUUAUGAGACUGGCGUCAGCUAGGCAUCCCUAACAGUUUUUUUCUGUUGCUGUUAUUGUUUAAAAUUGCAAAAAUAAUGACAUGUUUAUUCAAUAUUUUAGUUUUCAUAGCACCAACAGUGUUACCCAUUUAAUUCCUGUAGCAAAUAGUGGCUUAUUUUUGAAGUAUCUCCAUUUAAACUCAGUUAAGCCAAGUUAAAUGUAAAGAUGGAGCUCUGCUGCAACCUAGGGGAUCUAGAUACUAAGCAGACUAGUUAUAUUAAGCUAAUUUUAAGAAAGACAGAAGCAAAAAAAAAAGUAGAUGGAAGCAAACAAAAAGAAGUAUAAUAAGUUGUUGGGAGCUCUAAAAAGGCAUUUCCACAGGCAGGAAGACACAGACAGAUCAGUUACAUCAGAAUGCCCAGACUGAAGACAGUUAAUUUAGUCUAUGCUGUUAUCUCGCAACAUCACCGUCCCCUCGGAUCGGAAACAGGAAGCCAAAAGAAAAAGAGCUGCGUCUCGAUGGAACCCAGCAAACAUUUCAGGCCUCAAUGCAGCAAAAUCUAAAUGAUGAAUGUCUUCAGCUCAGAUUACGUUUGUUAUGAUAUUACAUGAAACUAACUAUCAAAGUUAGAGCUUGUUGCUACUAAAAAUGCAAAAGCUUUUUCAAAAAUGACUGGAAUACGAAUAGAAAAAUAUAAACAGCCUUUAUUCUAUGACACAAGGGAAUUUCAGGUGUAAUAGCAGCAUAACACAAAAACAAAAAGUUCUGAAGGUGUUUAAUAUGAUAUAUAAAAAACAAGAUUAACAAUAACAACAAGAGAAUUUUUCUUUAGAUUUUUUCUACAUCUUUUAUGAACACAAACGUGAAUGCAUUUUACUGGGAUUUUAUGUAAUUAAUCAAUAAUAAAGGAAAGCUAUUCUGUGCAUUUGU